CGAGAAGGUUCCUCUAAACAUCUUUCAAAAAAAAAAAGCUUCCUCUUAAUUAACCCUAUAAAUAACAUAUGGUUUAGCCAAGAACACUCAGGAAGCAAACAUGGGUGAUCCGGUUAAGCUCAUCGGCGCUUUCGGCAGCCCAUUCGUGCACCGCGUUGAGGCGGCCCUGCGGCUCAAGGGAGUGGAUUACGAGCUCAUCAACGAGGACCUGGAGAACAAGAGCGAUCUGCUGCUCACCAGCAACCCCGUCCACCACAAGGUCCCCGUCCUCCUCCAUGGCGACCUUGCCAUCUGCGAGUCGCUCGUCAUCGUCGAGUACGUCGACGAGGCGUUCGACGGCGGCCCGUCCCUCCUACCGGCCGACCCCUACGACCGAGCCAUGGCUCGCUUCUGGGCUCAAUUCAUUGACCACAAGUGUGGCAAGCCAUUGCUGCUGGCCUUGUGGUUGGACGGCGGCGAGGAGCAGGAGAGGUUUCUGAAGGAGACGAAGGAGAACCUGUCGCUCCUGGAGGCACAGCUGGAGGGGAAGAGGUUCUUUGCAGGCGACUCCGUCGGCUACCUCGACGUCGCCGCCGGCGGGAUGGCUCACUGGAUCAGCGUGCUGGAGGAGGUGACCGGAGUGAGCGUGAUGGGCGGCGGCGAUGACGAGUACCCUGCUCUGCGCCGGUGGGCCAAGGAGUACACUUCCAUCGACGCCGUGAAGCUGAGCCUCCCCGACAGAGAAGACCUCGUCGCCUUCUACACGAGGAACAAAGACAAGUACAAGAUGAUGUUCAGGGCGUUACUGCAGCAGUGAUUCAUACGUCAUGUUCGAUGAGUUCCAGAGUCGUGUGUUUAAUUUGUGUUUAAAAUAAAAUGGAAUCGUAAUUAUAUAUGAUACAGUAAUAAAGUCUGAAUGUUCGAUCGGA
Molecule: messenger RNA, 908 nt
Organism: Oryza brachyantha (malo sina)
Lineage: Eukaryota; Viridiplantae; Streptophyta; Magnoliopsida; Poales; Poaceae
Product: probable glutathione S-transferase
Exons: 2
Coding region: 101-796 (231 amino acids)
Biological process (GO): glutathione metabolic process
Cellular component (GO): cytoplasm
Molecular function (GO): glutathione transferase activity
Source: RefSeq, a predicted model, not a curated record